AAACGAUAUAUAAACCUCAGAGAUCCAUUGGCCCCGUUCCCCCACUUGCACUUCAAAUCAACAAAUUCACAGAUAAUGCUCAGAACAACCCCCAUCCGACUCGCUCAGGCUUCCGCCGCUCCCUCCAAAGCUGCCAUCCGCCCCCGAUCCAUCCCCAGACCUCCCCAGUCCCAGUUCACUGCCCUUCGUGCUACCCGCCGCUCCUACGCUACUGAGGUCCCCCCAUCAGGACCGGCAUCCGGGGCCACUGGCGGCGGCGGCGGUGGCAACGGCCCCAUGCUGCUCGUCCUCGCUGCGAUCGUCGGUGUUGGAGCUGGAGGCUACUACUACCUGAAACCCGUGCGGGAUGCUGCUUCGGUCGCCAACACUGUUGCCGACCAGGUCAAGACCAACAGCCCUGAUUUGAGUGAGCUCGCCGGCUACGCCAAGUCUGCCCUUCCUCCCGGAGUCUUCGCCCUCUACUCUCACCUUUCCAAACAGCCCGGUGGCAUCAAUGGCUUCCUUUCCAACCUCAAAGACAAGGACCUCAAGGAGGUGCUUGAAGAGCUCAAAAAGGUCGGCGGUGAUGAUGUGAAGCGGGUGGUCGACAAGGUGCAGAAGAAGAUUGAGGAUGCCAAGGGCAAUGUGGAGAAUGUCGACUGGAAGGCUUUGGUGGCGGACCUGAAGGGUGAACUCCCCGCUGGUAGUCAGAAGAUUGUCGACCUGCUGAUCGGCAAGCUUCCCGACAAGGCCGACAUUGACAACCUCGUCAAGAAGGCUAAGGAGGUUGGAGAAGACCAGCUGAAGCAGCUCGAAUCUUCUGCCAACAAGGUCUGGCUCAAGGUCGAGGAGGCCAGGAAGGAUGGCAAGGGUCAAGCCGAUGCUUUGCUCAAGGGUCUCAAGGAGGCUGCCCCUGCCGAUGUGGACGCCUUGAUCAAGCAGCUCAAGGAAGCCGCCAAGAAGGCUGGCUUGCCCGCCGACCAGACUGAAGCUUGGUUGAAGAGCAAGGUUGAUGAGGGCAAGAUCAACACUGAUGAACUCGUACGUCUUUCUACAUCGUCUGUCGUGUUCGCACGAAGCUGACAAUCUCAUAGGCUGGACAAGUCGAGAGCAAGCUCAAGACCGCUAGCAAGUUUAUCCCCGGCGAGCCCAAGGACCUUGUCAAGCAGGUUGAGCAGGUCAGCCCCUCGCUUGCCAAGCUUGUGGCCCAGGCUCUUCAGCAGUCUGGUGUGACGGACGAGAAUGGCAACAAGAAGCAAUAAUGGUAUAGCAUAGUAAGAGAAGACAUACGUAAGAAGUAAAUGCAUAGUAUAACACAUCCA
Molecule: messenger RNA, 1301 nt
Organism: Cryptococcus amylolentus CBS 6039
Lineage: Eukaryota; Fungi; Basidiomycota; Tremellomycetes; Tremellales; Cryptococcaceae
Exons: 5
Coding region: 76-1062 (328 amino acids)
Source: RefSeq, a predicted model, not a curated record